CUCAUCCUCAAGUGUUGCCUCGCUCAUUCUUGACGGAUCCAAUUUGUCGCCAUUCUCGCCAUGUUGCGCACAUCACCUAUACUGAUAGCGGUCUUUCUCGCGUGUGCAUCAAUCGUUUCCGCCGACUUCGAUGAUUUCUACUUCGCCAGCAAUGCGACCCAAUAUAUAUGUCCUGGAAUUGGGUUUGGGUGCAUACCGCCAAUGAUUUGUGCGCAUGAGUCUGUCACCGAUCUGUACUAUUGUUGCAUGCCCGGCGCUACGGAUGCAGUCUGUUGGAAAGGAGCAUCAGCCUGCGAUGGUGGUAGCAGUAAGUUGCCUUCUGGGAGCCAGCAAUCAUGCUCCAGUGGAGACAACGCGUUCUGUUGUUUGAAGUCUCGUGAGGAGUGCACAGCGACUAAAGACCAGAUCAAUGUCUGCUGGUCGACCGUGGACAACCCAGUCGCAAACCUCUCCGACGUGAAAAUGAACGAUACAUUCCGCUCUCUCUCGUCCGCCAAACCCAGCGCAUCCAGCUUCCCGAUCUCCCUCGCGCAACUCCAAGCAACUGCAACCCCUACGAGCUCCCUCCCUCUCUCGCUUUCCGCAUCCUCGCUCUCCAGCGCCACUCCAACCGCCUCUCCAACCGCCUCGGCAACAGCGUCUUCCAUCGUCACUGACCCACCGACUGCCGCCAAAUCAACCGAGGAGAAAGGCAUAUCCGGCGGCGCAAUCGGCGGUAUAGUAGGAGGCGUCGUAGGCGGUCUGGCACUUGUCAGCCUAAUCGGUUUCCUGCUCUUCAGACGCCGCAAAGUCAACUCGAAGGACGGGCAUGCACCAAUCGCCUCUGGAUCGCCAUCUGAGCAUGAAGAGCACGGAAACCCGUACGAGCUGAAUGCGUACCAACAGCAGCACACAGGAUUGGUAGAGACGCCAGUGCCGACGGAGAAAUAUUCAUAUAAUGUGGGUGCUGCAACAACAAGUCCGUAUAGAGAUGUGCCUGAGGUGCAGGGGAGCCCGGUGGGAGGGCAGGGUGUUCAUGAGAUGCAGGGCAGUGCACCGGUGGAGAUGGAUGGAACUGCGCCUGUAAGGAGUGCGUAGUACGAUGACAUGAGAAGGUUUACGUUGGUAGAGUUGAGUAGUUGUAAGCAUGGGGUGUCACUAGGAUUGGGUCUCAUGUAUGAGUGUAUUGUUCUGUAUAUGUACAAGUGUGCCAUCAGAGCUCUAAAGUAGUUGGAGGCAUUAGUCAUGCCUGCAGAGCAGUCAUGUGAUGUGGUCCUAGGCUUACAGUAGUGGAGUUUGAUACCCUUUGCUAAUUCAUGAAGUUUCGC
Molecule: messenger RNA, 1307 nt
Organism: Macroventuria anomochaeta
Lineage: Eukaryota; Fungi; Ascomycota; Dothideomycetes; Pleosporales; Didymellaceae
Exons: 2
Coding region: 61-1077 (338 amino acids)
Source: RefSeq, a predicted model, not a curated record